AUGGACUCAUCGUCUGCCGAACGAGUGAAGGGUAGCCACCGAGAAGCGCCUGAAUCGCGGUGCCAGACCAGAUCAAAAACUAAAGCACAAUCCUCACGUGGAUCGUCAACUUCAGUUCCACGUCCCAUCGCCCAUGAAAAGCCUAGAUCUGCCCGGGUCAAAAAGCUUCCUAAUGAAAUCGAAAGCCAGAGUUUUACACGCAAGAGACCUGCGCCAAAGUUGGGAAUUGACGAUGAAUCGGUGCCUAACAAGAGGCGACGGAUCAAUACCAGGAGAACAGAAGACAGUCACAGAGAACCUCAUGAGAAGCGUUACCAGACCAGAUCUGUAACAAAAGCAAAAUCCUUACAUGUUAUUCCAACCUGA
This is a messenger RNA of Aspergillus wentii DTO 134E9, 366 nucleotides long. RefSeq lists its product as uncharacterized. The record is from RefSeq and is a predicted model, not a curated record. Bases 1 to 366 code for a protein of 121 amino acids. The transcript has a single exon. NCBI's taxonomy places the organism in Eukaryota, Fungi, Ascomycota, Eurotiomycetes, Eurotiales, Aspergillaceae.